Molecule: messenger RNA, 4956 nt
Organism: Antechinus flavipes (yellow-footed antechinus)
Lineage: Eukaryota; Metazoa; Chordata; Mammalia; Dasyuromorphia; Dasyuridae
Gene: MAP3K13
Product: mitogen-activated protein kinase kinase kinase 13
Exons: 15
Coding region: 475-3393 (972 amino acids)
Biological process (GO): JNK cascade; protein autophosphorylation
Molecular function (GO): JUN kinase kinase kinase activity; ATP binding
Source: RefSeq, a predicted model, not a curated record
GCAGGCAGGCCACGGCGGAGGGCCGCUGAUUGGCCGCUCCUCCUGGCGGACCCUCCCUCCCUCCCUCUCUCUCGCGUGGCACACGGCACAGCCAGGGCUGCGCGGAAUCCUAAAGCGGCCCGAUUUACAUCCAUUCAUGAAUCCGUGACGUCAGCCCCGGCUGGGGCUCCUUUGCAGUGGGCUGGCUGGAGGACCGCGGGGGUGCAGGUCCCCGGCUUCGGCCUUCCACCGUGCCCGGCCGCCGGCCUUCCAUCUUCUCCGCAGCCCGAAAAUGGAGCGGCGUGUGUAGGAAUCCCUCCCGGCCAUAAUCGGGAAGACGGGAGCUGCCAGUGAACGCCCCAUCUUUGCAGAUGAUGCUAAACUCUUCUGGGGACGGAAAUACCGACCUGGGGAUAUACCGCAUGAAGAUCCUGAAGCCCUUACUUGCUACGGGACUGUCCUCAAGCCAUUCUCCAGACAUCCUCCCCAGUUCUUAUGCACACCCAUGGCACAAUGAGCAGCCCUCAGGAGCAGCUAAGCUGGGCUUCCUCUCCCACUCUGACCCUGAGUGAGAACAGAGCUUUUGGCGGGCUCCAUGAGGAACGCACGUCCCCCAGGAACCACCCUUCUCCCAAGCUCUUUGAGGACGUGGGAGACAAGGGGGUUCUGCGAGCCGAGCUGACGGAGGGCCUGACCAGCCCCAUCGCCACAACUGCCCUCACUAGUGUCAGCGAGGACUCAAGGGACCACUUUGAGAACAGUGUCCUGCAGCUCAGGGAACAAGAGGAAUCUGAGAUGGCCACUUCUCAGGGCAAUGGUCAUGCGGGCGAUGGGGAGAACACCAGCGGCACCGAGGACGUCAAGGUCCAGUUCAGCAGAUCAGGGAGCGGGAGCGGCGGCUUCCUCGAAGGACUUUUCGGCUGCCUGAGGCCGGUGUGGAACAUCAUAGGCAAAGCCUACUCCACAGACUACAAGCUCCAGCAGCAAGAUACGUGGGAAGUCCCCUUCGAGGAGAUCUCGGAGCUGCAGUGGCUGGGCAGCGGAGCCCAAGGGGCCGUCUUCUUGGGCAAGUUCCGGGCAGAGGAGGUGGCCAUUAAGAAGGUGAGGGAGCAGAACGAGACGGACAUCAAGCACCUGCGGAAGCUGAAACACCCCAACAUCAUCGCCUUCAAGGGUGUUUGUACCCAGGCCCCGUGUUAUUGCAUCAUCAUGGAAUAUUGUGCUCAUGGACAGCUCUACGAGGUCUUGCGAGCUGGAAGAAAGAUCACUCCCCGCCUGCUGGUGGACUGGUCCACAGGGAUUGCCAGCGGCAUGAAUUACUUACAUCUACAUAAGAUCAUCCAUCGGGACCUCAAAUCCCCUAAUGUAUUAGUCACUCAUACAGACGCGGUCAAAAUUUCUGACUUCGGCACCUCCAAAGAACUCAGUGAUAAAAGCACAAAAAUGUCCUUUGCUGGCACCGUGGCAUGGAUGGCCCCGGAAGUGAUCCGAAAUGAGCCUGUCUCGGAAAAAGUGGACAUCUGGUCCUUUGGCGUGGUGCUGUGGGAGCUGCUGACGGGGGAGAUCCCGUACAAAGACGUGGACUCCUCGGCCAUCAUCUGGGGCGUGGGCAGCAACAGCCUGCACCUGCCCGUCCCCUCCACGUGUCCCGAUGGGUUCAAGAUCCUCAUGAAGCAGACCUGGCAGAGCAAGCCCCGCAACCGGCCUUCCUUCCGCCAGACGCUCCUGCAUCUGGACAUCGCCUCUGCAGAUGUGCUCGCCACGCCGCAGGAGACCUACUUCAAAUCUCAGGCCGAAUGGAGGGAGGAAGUGAAGAAACACUUCGAGAAGAUCAAAAGCGAGGGGACCUGCAUCCACCGGCUGGACGAGGAGCUCAUUCGGCGGCGCCGAGAAGAACUCAGGCACGCGCUGGACAUCCGGGAACAUUACGAGCGGAAACUCGAGCGCGCCAAUAACCUGUACAUGGAGCUGAGCGCCAUCAUGCUGCAGCUGGAGGUCCGCGAGAAGGAGCUCAUCAAGCGCGAGCAGGCCGUGGAGAAGAAGUACCCGGGCACGUACAAAGGGCACCCCGUGAGACCCAUCAUCCAUCCCAACGCCGUGGAGAAGCUGAUGAAGCGGAAGGGCGUGGCUCACAAGCCGGGGCUGCCCACCAAACGGCCGGAUCUCCUGCGCUCCGAAGGCAUCCCCGCCACAGAGGUGGCGCCCCAGGCAUCCCCGGGCUCCGGGAGCCCCAGAAUAUCGACCCCGGGCAGCAAAGGCCGCUACCGCAGCAAGCCCCGCCACCGUCGCGCCAACAGCAAAGGGAGCCAUAGUGACUUUGUGGCCAUCUUGAAAAACCAGCCAGCGCAGGAGGCCUCCUCCCAGCCCGCGGCGCCCUGCCCGCCUCCCGCCCCCCUCCAUCCUUCCCAUCCCCACGGCUCCCAGCAACAGCAGUACCCCCCACCCCCGAAGCCCUCACCCCUUGACCCCCACCCCAGGCUCAACCUGCACGGACAGGACAUCGCCAACUGCGCUAACAACUUGCGGUACUUUGGGCCGGCGGCGGCCCUCCGCAGCCCGCUCAGUAACCACGCGCAAAGACAGGUGGCCGGCUCCAGCCCCGACCUCAUCUCCACGGCCAUGGCGGCAGACUGCUGGAAGAGUUCCGAGCCCCCAGGGGGCCCGGCCGGCCCUUGGGCCCGCUGCCAGGCAGACCCCCACGACCCCUGCCUCCAGUGCCAGCCCGAGGCCGGCCGGCCGCAGGAAGCGUCUUCAGAGCCAGAGGCCCAGAGCGCCAGCCUCCCCCUGCCCGCGGCCCCGGGCCACGCCGGCCUCUGUGAAGCUGGCCAGGGCUCCGAGAAGAUGGGAGCUCCGCAGUUCCACGGCCGCCAGCCUCUGUCCUCCUUCAGCCCCCGCCAGCACAUGACCCCUCCGAUGCUACCUCGAAAAACGAGACCCCUUCAGAAGAGCGGGGACGACUCCUCGGAAGAGGAAGGAGAAGUGGACAGUGAAGUGGAGUUUCCCCGAAGACAGAGGCCCCACCGCUGUAUCAGCAGCUGCCAGUCCUACUCGACCUUCAGCUCGGAAAACUUCUCCGUGUCCGACGGGGAGGAGGGGAACACCAGCGACCACUCCAACAGCCCCGACGAGCUGGGCCGCCGGCUGGAGGACCGCCUGGCCGAGCGCCUGGAGGACCUGCUGUCCCAGACCCCCGAGAUCCCCAUCGAGAUCUCCACGCAGUCCGACGGGCUUUCGGACAAGGAGUGUGCCGUGCGCAGGGUGAAGACGCAGAUGUCGCUGGGCAAGCUCUGCGGGGAGGAGCACGGCUACGAGAAUCCCGGGCCCUUGGGAGAAUCCGACUGUGACUCUUCGGACGGGGAGUGCUCGGACGCCACGGUCCGGACCAACAAGCAUUACAGCUCGGCCACGUGGUAACGCGGGGGCCGAGCUCCCUCUCCCUCCUCCCCGGAGCGCUCGGCAAUAACUGGCCCCGGCUCGGGGCAAACGGCGUCCAAACGAAGUGAAUCCUCACUGAGCAUUUCAAUCACGAAUGGCAGGGAUCUCUUUUAUUGACUCUUCGAGCUACUGUAACAUGAAUAUUUAUUUUUGUUUGACAUUUUAACACUUUGUACUGUAAAGAGUGAACUAUAUGUGGUAUAUGUAUAUAUUAUGUAUACAUUGAGAGAGACACCAUAAUUUGUGCAAAAAACUUACGAAGGAAAUAGAAUUUAGAGCAGUGUCCCUCGGAGUUUCUGGGGCAGGAAUUAGUGCUGCUGAUCCAUCGGGGACCAGGCCUCCGGCCCUAGUGAUGAUGGGAAGGCAAACGGGAAGCAGGAAGCAAUCCCAGCGAGAUCAUGGCACGGGCUGAGAUUCCCCCCGAGGGGCCGGGGCUUGGCCGGAGGCCAGGAGCCUCCUCUGGGAAGGGAGGCCGGCUUUCUUUCUUUCUGAGGCCGCUGCCCCCCCACAGCUCAGGACACCCUGGGGCAUCCGGCCCCGCCGACCUCCUGUCUGCUUUGCCCAGAAAGGAGCAGGGGCCUCGGGGCUAACCUUGAAGGCAGGACGCGGGCUCCCCCGAGCAGUUCCAGACCCGACCCUGUAGUCUGUGUUCAUUCAUCCUUCACUCACCAGGGCAAGUGUUAGUCUACAAGAGCCAGUCACCUUGGGGACUCUCCCAGCCCCCUCCCCCCCCCCCCCCAACACUGAGGCAGGAUGGGGCUGGGCAGGGGACAGCCGUGGGUCCUGACAGCCCAGACAGGCUCCAUCCUGGUCCCACCUGCCCCAGUGGGUCCUGGCAGCACUCUGCCUUUGUUUAUCGAGGCCUAAAACGGUUCCAGAUCAAAGCAGCGUCAUCCCCCUCCCCCACACACAUGCGCCCCUCCCCGCGGGGGUCCGGCCGGGCGGCCGGAGGGGCGGAGGCCAGUUUCCUUUACUCACUGGGUCCGCCUGUUUGUUUACAUGUAAUGAUGAGAUGUCGAUUUUAAUUUUGUGGCUGUAAUUAACGGCCACCAGGUAGGCGAAGGCACCUCCGGAUUCCUUCUCCAUAGAGCAGUAUUGUGCCCGAUAAAUUAUUCCAUUUUAUAAACUUUCUGUAGCUGGACUACACGGAAGCUCUUAAGUUAUGGCAUUUUUAUUAUGAUUUUAUUAUUUUGUCAUCGCUGAUGUCACGAUCGUUUUUCUGUCGAUCAGAAGGGUUGGUUUACAGUCGAACACAAACGAUUACGUAUUUAUUGCUGCCAGUGAACUGUCCGAUUUUAUAAAGGAACAAAAACCAAGGGUCCACGCCUUCGCCUCGCGGGGGCUCCUGGGCAGGGAGAUGAACCCACGAGGGACGGCCACGGGCUUCAGUCCCCAGAGGAAAAGCCCUGGGCUCCACCAGGAAGCAAAGGGAAAGCCGCCCUGCAAACUUGGGGUUCCAUCCCCACGAACAAGAUGGCGGAGCCGCUGUGUCCCAGGGAAAUAAAUAAGAAAUGGCAAUAAAACUCUCUUCCCUCCCAGAGA